Molecule: messenger RNA, 5263 nt
Organism: Salvelinus namaycush (lake trout)
Lineage: Eukaryota; Metazoa; Chordata; Actinopteri; Salmoniformes; Salmonidae
Product: steroid hormone receptor ERR1-like
Exons: 9
Coding region: 665-1966 (433 amino acids)
Biological process (GO): regulation of DNA-templated transcription
Cellular component (GO): nucleus
Molecular function (GO): nuclear steroid receptor activity; zinc ion binding; sequence-specific DNA binding
Source: RefSeq, a predicted model, not a curated record
GACGCAAAUUGAGAGAGGGAGGAGAAUGGACAAGGGAUAGGCUAUACGUAACUAAAACCUCAGUUGUAGCAGCGAGGAUAAUCUACAACCUCCAGUAACAUCAAUAUGCAGGACCAGGCCCGAUAAGAGAAUAGCCUAUGGAUUAAAUACCACAUUUGGUUGACCAUUUUUUAUCAACUGCAAUCAGUUUUUCGACGCUGUGUCCCUUGAUACAUUGUCGCAGCAGUUUCUAUUUUCAAGCAAUCAUUUUAGAAAGAAUUUGCGCUACGACGACUGAUCGCAACUCAGAUCCUACAAUUUAAACAUAAAUAAACGUUAUAGGCUAUUAUUUUGGCCACGAGCUGCAUCCACUCUUGUGGCAAUGUCGAAAACCCGGUGAGUAUAACCGUGGCUUGUAGUGGAGUUCUCUGUGGCUUCCGUAGCUACAGUACUGCCUGGUUUGAGACCUCUUUUCUGCGAUGUUCACACAAAUACAACUGAUUAACUUUGCAUGACCACGUUAUUGAAGGGGGACGCACGAACGAUAAUUGUAAUGGUUUCCUGAUAAUCAGACUGUUCUACCCAGACCAUAGCCACAAUUCUAAACCAAUAAAAUAAAAAGUGAGUGGGUUUACCAGGAGAGGAGACGAAUACGGCUUUACUGCAGCACAGCAACACAGUGAUCAUGUCUUCAAGGGAGCGUCGGUCAGACCUGUACAUCAAGGCAGAGCCCAGCAGUCCAGAGGGAGGUGGAGGAGGCCGGGCCAGCCCAGGGGGAGCCUCCUCAGACUCCUCCCAGAGUGGUGGAGGUGGGACAAGAGGAGACGGGGUUGGGCGCUACUCACCCCCUCUGUACACACCGGCCCUGCGGUGCCACUUCAAGGAGGAGGGUGGUGAUGGGGCGGAGGAGGGAUCCACAGGUAGCGGAGGAGGGCGGUGCAAGUAUGCCCUGAGCACACUUCCCAAGAGACUGUGUUUAGUGUGUGGAGAUGUAGGAUCUGGCUACCACUACGGUGUAGCCUCGUGUGAAGCCUGCAAGGCCUUCUUCAAGAGAACCAUCCAGGGUAACAUUGAAUAUAGCUGUCCGGCGUCAAACGAAUGUGAGAUCACCAAGAGGCGCAGAAAGGCUUGCCAGGCGUGCCGCUUCACCAAGUGCCUUAAAGUAGGCAUGCUGAAAGAGGGAGUCCGUCUGGACCGGGUCAGAGGAGGGAGACAGAAGUAUAAAAGGCGUCCAGAGGUGGAGAAUGCGACCUACCAGAGUACCCCUCUACCGCUUAGGAAGGAAGGGGAAAAAGGCUCCUCCAACAUCAUCGUGUCCCACCUCCUGGUGGCAGAGCCAGAGAAACUGUUUGCCAUGCCUGACCCCCUGCAGCCUGAUACGGCUCAGCGCACACUCACCACCCUCUGUGACCUCGCCGACCGCGAACUGGUCGUCAUCAUCGGCUGGGCCAAACACAUCCCCGGCUUCCUGUCGCUGUCGCUGGCAGACCAGAUGUCGGUGCUGCAAUCCGUAUGGUUGGAGGUGCUGGUGCUGGGUGUGGCCUUCCGCUCCCUGGGCUGUGAGGAUGAGGUAGUGUUCGCUGAGGACUUUGUCCUUGACGAGGAGAUGUCCCGCGUGGCUGGACUGACAGAGCUCAACGCAGCCAUCAGCCAGCUGGCCCGACGCUUCCGCUCCCUGCAGCUGGACCGGGAGGAGUUUGUCAUGCUCAAAGCCAUCGCACUCACCAACUCCGACUCUGUGUACAUAGAGGACAUGGAGGCGGUGCAGAAGCUGAGGGACCUCCUCCACCAGACCCUGUUGGAGAUGGAGUGCCAGCGACAUCCCGAGGACCCCCAGCGGGUGGGGCGCCUCCUCCUCACCCUCCCCCUCCUCCGCCAGACAGCUGGUCGCGCCCUCACUACCUUCUACAGCAUCAAGACCCGAGGCGGCGUGCCCAUGCACAAACUCUUCCUAGAGAUGCUGGAAGCCAUGAUGGACUCGCCCUAGAGAGAAGGGAGGAUGAGGAGAAGCCAAGGAGAGCGGAUGCAAGGGCACGAUGAGAGACGGGCAAUCUGCAGAGUGAAUGGCUGGCUGCUGUGAACGGAGAGGUUUGUCUUAGAUUUUGACCAUGAAGAAUGUGGAGAUAAUCUCUGGCCUCUUCAGAGAUUCAAAAUGGUGUUAAAAAAAUGGAGAAACAUGUAUACAUGUUGUAGAUGCCCUCAGUGGAGGUUGAUGGUGGAGUUUAACUCCUUAAUACCUGACUGCCAAACUUCAUUGAAAGAGUCCAAGACAUAGUCAGUUUGAUUGUCAGAAUCAUAUUAGAUUUCCAGUAUCACUAAGGUUUUUCAUUUGUAGCACUGGGCACAGACGUCAAUUCAAUGUCUAUUCCAUGUUGGUUCAAUGUAAUUUCAACCAGUGUGUGUGCCCAGUGGGUAAGCUUCACAUCAGAAACUACUGAAGGACUGCAGUUAGAUAUCUAAGACCAGACUGUAACCUUGUGGCUGAGUCUUGAUUGUGAAAAAUGCAAUAUCUCCCUCCACACAAAAGCCAUACUAAAAUACCAGGCAAAGAAACAACCAUUUACAAAGACUGCAGUAUAGGGUCAGACCAACAUGCACCCAUAAGAGUAGUAGGUUAGUCUACAUACACAGACGCACAGUCUUACAAUUUACUCAUAGGAAUUACUUGCAAUAUUUUUAAAGCAAUACAAUACUUUACAUACAAAAAAGUUGCAGACAAAAUAAAAUAAUAGUGGUAACUGGUUAGGCAAUGACUGGCUAUACGUAUAGGCCUAGGUGGCAGGGUGGGUGUGGAAAAACAGCUUAUAAAAGGCUGUGCAAAUGGUUAUUAGUCCAAGAAAAGGGAUUAUGAUGAUUGUCAACAAAGUGUUGAAGUGUUGCUGUACUUGGAAGUUGUUUGAUUUUAUUUAUACUGUAAGUAGUCCCAAUAGGCAUACAAAAAAAAUGAAUUAUGCGCAAGCCUUUGUGUGAGUGUAUGUGAGAGAGAGAAGGUGCGCUGUCAUUUUGCAGUGUUGGCACCACACUGAAGCGGCAAGAUCAGGGGAAAAAGCAACUGUUCUACUUUCUUGGUCAGCCUGGCCAUAACAGAGUGAAUAAAGAAGAUUGGGUCAGAGGGGAACUACAAUGGCUCCUGAGCAUGUUUUCAUUGGAUGCUUGAUUCUCCAGAUCUCUUCACUGGUCCUCUCCAACCCCUCUGAUUCAGAUGGAAUGUGCUGUUUAAAACCAUUAGUUUGAUUAACUGACUGCCAUUAUUAGUGAUCAAAUCGGUUUGGGGCUAAAAUUAGGAAUUUAAACAGUUUUUUAUAUAUAUAUAUAUAUAUAUAUAUAUAUAUAUAUAUAUAUAUAUAUAUAUAUAUAUAUAUAUAUAUAUAUAUAAAAAACUGUUUAAAUUCCUAAUGUAAAUAUAUAUAUAUGAGGUGUCGUUUCAGCGGAACAGUUUGCUUCUCCUCUUGCAGCCGCUGAAAGACUGAAGAAAGGGACUUCUGUUGUUUUGACCUGGAGGUCUUCGUACUGUGUAUGACCUUUGAACUGCAAGCCUAAUAGUGCCCAAAUGGGGUUUAGAGCAACAUGAAAUGCAACACAUUCAGCCUCAUAUGGGAAUCUACAGCCACUCUGACUGAGACCCUCCUUUUAAUCAUUCUCAUAGUUUCUAUUUGUCUGUUUACUCUGUUUUAUGGGCUUGAUUGGUGAUAUACAUGUAUCUAUUCAGAGCUCUUACAGUUUCUGUAAGCUACAGUGUCUGUAAGCUACCAGAAAUUGCAAAAUGUAAAGGGCCUGGACUGUUGGUCUUUUGGCCACUUGUUGAGGAAGAAUUUGAUUGUAAAUCAAUCAGAGCAGCAAAAUGCUAAUUCAGUCUACAAUGUCAUAACAUUUCUAGUAAUACAGCACCCAACAUGUAUGAUGUAGACUCUAAACCAUACAUGUUGGGUGCUGUAUUACUAUAAAUAAGUUAUGACUGUGUAUUUUCACUGUUGAGAACUUUAGCGCAUGGCAAAAAAGCCCAUGAGAGCUGAAUCCAGUAAAUGUGGUAGUCCCUGACAUGAAUGAUGGGAUAGAUUCAACUAAUUGCCACUGUUAAUUGAAAUUCAUACUUGAGUAUCUGUUUUUUUCUACAGGAUUUUAAUCUUGAGUUUAGAUUGUUAAGCUUGGAAAGUUUGGUACUAAAAUAAGACUGUUAAACUCUGAAAGUUUGGUACUGAAAUACCUGAAUAAGGCAAUCCAUUGUGAAUGUUGUGAAUGUUAUGUGUUUCAAAUUCAUUACUGAAAUAGAUUUUUUCUUCUGAUAAUGCAUUGAAGAAAACCCAUGUUCUUUAGUAUGUUAAUUCAACCAUGUUGAAUUAACAUACUCUCCUCUCAAUUACCCCACCUAGUUGUGAGAGGAGAUUUUGCAGUCUGGAAACUCCCAAACAAAUGUUCGAGAUUUAGUUCUGUUCUUCGUGGUUGUGGAUGUUUCUUCGUGGCUGUGGAUGUUUGCGUUUGAUGACCAUUUGUGGCUCCAUUAUUGUAAUUCAGGUUUUUAAAUUAAAAAGUAACACCAGGCGACAAUUGUUUCAACUCUGUACUAUAUCUUGCUGUCUGAUUUGUUAUGUGUUCUAUCAUAAUUUUUUUAUUUUGUUUCUCAAAGACUGAAAAAAAAAAAAAAUGUGUACAGUUUAAUAAAGUUAAUGUUUGUGUCAAUAUUAACUCUAAUAUAAUAAUACAAAGGUAGUGUUUUCAUAGAGAUACGAAAUAUGUAAUGCCACUUUGUCUGUCAUAUAUAGGUACGGUUGGUGGGGGGGAUUUAGACUAUCACAAUGUAGAGGAUGUAAAGUCAUUGCUAGUUGUUAGUAUGUUUGUGUACAUUGACGUAAAUGAGCAAUACAAGAAAUUACCAAAACUCAGUUUCACAUUUCCUUGUAUAGUCACAUAAUGUAAAUUAAACAUCAACAGUAAUAAAAAUAAUUAAUAGUAGUACUAAAGCUUAUAAUAUGGAAAAAUUCUAAUCAAUAUUUGUAUUUAAAAAAAUACUGUAUUUAAAAUAUUAAAUUCUAUUUUUCACUCAAUUUGCUGAUGUUUGUUGAUACUUGUUUAAUUUUUUUGUGUGGGUUUAAGUCUAAUGGCUGUGAAUGUCUGUGUUUGUAUUGUUUUUCAGUAAGCUACAAUGGUUAAUUUGAUGUGACUGUCUAAACAAAAUGUUCAUAAUUAAAUCACUGUGAAGACAAAUGCUACACUGCAGGAAACAAGGGGUCGAUAUAAAUAUUGUAGGUGCUUUGUGUUUUGUAAUAAAUUAGCAGACACCAUCACA